UUUAAUCGGGUUAUAUUCCUGAUUUUUCUGAUUUGGCUGAACCUCUAACCGAGGCUCUUAAGGGAGGCCUUCCGGGUGCUUCCCCUCUAAAGUGGACAGCAGACAUGGCUGAGUCUUUCACUCUUCUCAAAUCCGCACUAGCCUCUCUCCUGUUAAAUGACCAAAACCGCUCCACAUUUGGACACAUGUAGGCCCGAAUGCUUACAACUGCAUGCUGGGACAGCAUAAAGGUGACAAAAGUUUUGGAAAUGUUGGAUAUUAUUCAAUUGUGAUUCCCUCUUCUAUGAAAGGACAGAUGCCGUGCUUGAUGGCGUUGGACUGUGCAGAGUGGGCACUGAAGGUCACCGAGCACAUCGUCGGCUACAACCAGACUAUUUUACAUACCCCACAUUGCUUUUUACGUUUGCUAUCUGAAACAAAGGUGAAAUCGAUCUCCAAUCAGCGACCUGCUAAGUGGGAAACUGCUCUAAUGAGUCCUCAGCUUACUGUCGUUGCAGAUAUCCGGACGAACCCUGCCUCCCUGAUGGAGAACGAAGGGAGUGCACAUGACUGUGCUGCGGUGGUUAUUUGUGACAGAGGACAUUUCGUCAGAAAUGAGACAUCUGUAUGUCAUGGACAUGUUCGUGGAUGGCAGCAGCUUUAUGAGGGGGAAACACGCUACACAGGUUGGGCGGUAGUAGAGGGGAGGACGGGCGAAGUCUUGGCUGAAGGGUCGCUACGGGGAGGAAGUGCUCAGAUCGCUGAACUGCAUGCUUUGAAAGCUGCUUUAAAUUUUACACUUAAAUUAACUGCAAGCGAAAAUAGCUCCAUUUAUGUGAAUAUUUUUACUGACAAUGCCUACAGUUAUCAUGUAGUGCGGAGUUAUGGCCCUGUCUGGAAACGUCGCGGUUAUCUGACCACCGCCGGUACGCCAAUAAGUCAUCAAACCAUUAUUAAAGAAAUUCUUGAAACAUGCGAGAAAAUUUCACCUAACAGUGCAGCGGUUUGCAAGGUUACAGGUCACAGUACUUUCAAUGAUUGGUGGGCAAAAGGAAACUCGCUAGCUGAUAAGGCUGUGAGAGAGGCGGCCAGGGGUGCAUCACUUGGAGAGGUAACUGCAAUUUUCCCUGUUCAUCCAAAUUGUGCAGGAUCAGAAACUCUAUCUAAACUGUACACAAAUGAAGAUAAUGAAAUAUGUCAAACAGGUUAGGAGCUAUUUUAAAUGAAGAAGGAAUUUAUGCUCUAAAUGAAAAGGGUGUUCCGCCUAGCGGAUAUUAAUUGAUCUAUACCACAGGAUUGCACACCAAGGGGUUCAUAAAACUAAUACUAUGUUAUAACAAACAUGGUUUUGACCAGAGGUGUUACAAACUGUGAGGGAUAGACUGUCCAGAUAUAUCCAUCAUUUACAAACAAAGCCACGAUUAUGAAGAGGUAUGAUAUCAAUUAGCCACAGUCCUCGCCUGCGAGGACCUUUUACACAUUGACAGGUAGAUUUUAUUUUUGUACCCUCUGAUCAUGGGUACACAUUAUGUGCAUUUAAGGAUGCCCAUUCAGUGCCCUCAGCAUCCAAAAUGCUGGAGACUUAAAGACUGCUGCAUUUAAUUUAACGGCUAAAAUCCUGUACAAGUAAGGGUUCAGAAAAUAGGGGAUUUAGGUCUUCCAGGUAUGAAGGUCCUUACUCAGUGUUGCUGACUACUCCAACUUCUCUCUACUCAUUGAAAUCGAGCCAGGCUUGACUCGAUGGAAGCAUCUUGCACAAGUGAAGCCCCGGUUGCAGCUUGCUUAUACUAACAAUAUCUCUCAAUGCACAAUAGAUUUUCUUUUUAUAGAUUAAGGGUACCCUUUCUAAAAUUAAGGUUGUAAUCAAUGUUUGUUUCCAACCUCUGUGAGGUGACUGAGGGUCUGACUUAUGUCAGGAGUGUAACCGUGAUUAUUCACUUGCUUCCAGAGAAUCAAAAUUAACCAAAAUUCACCAUAUCUGUUCCUUAGGUUUGUUAAUGAUACCGUUUUCACUGUGAAUUUGUCCAACAGGUGUAAACUCUAUCAGACGGAUUGCUGCUAAGGACGAACAAUGAUUAAUGAUUAAUUGUUUACUUCUCUCCAGGUUUCCAAUGCUGAGUUCCCCUGGAUCUGAUGUAUUUAUUUGUUUAUGAAAUGAUGAAAUGAAACUGAAAACCAUGAUGUUUACAUGUAACAAUUGUAAUUAAUGUGUUUUAUCUUUCUUGUUGUGUCCUUGUUGUGUGUGUGUGUCAAAAUGUUAUAUGUUUGUCGCUUCGCUUUGGCAUUAUAUGUGUGUGUGUGUUUGUGUGUGUGUUUGUGUUUGUGUUCUUUUUGUUUCCACAUAUUUCUGUUCCUACUACUCUAAAACUUAACAGGUAUGAGUGCAUGCUGAUACGGACCUAUCCUGCGUACAUUUACCACACGACUGGUUCUAAGGGUGACCCUUUGGUGUGACUUCUGCAACAGUGCAGCUCAUGGACGAUUCGGGAGAGGUUGCUGUGCUCGUAGCUGGACAUCAGUGUUUGAUCCCAAGAACUGGACGUCAUCACAUCGCACGCUAACUCUACAUCAUCUGAGAGACUUGUGCUUUAAUCUACCAGCUUAUAUAUAGAUUUACAAAUCCCUACAUCAAGAUGCCUCACAAGAUUAUUGAUCAAAAAGAUUCUUUUACUCCUAUUGCUAUCAGCAGUGAUGAAGAAAUGUAUGAAUUAGAGGUGAAGGGUAAGGAAAGAUACGAGAUGUUGAAAAAGAUCAACGAAAGUUUGGAAAUUUGCGACAUGAUACCCCAAUCUGAUAAGGACAAAUAUCUUAAGAAAUUACCCAUUAAGAAGAGAAAGUACGAUGAUAAGUUUAGAGAUGGAAAGAAGGGUAUGCUGUAGUAAGUCCUCGACCCAGCAAAAGUCCAGGUGAGGUCAGGGGUCGGAUGCUUUUAGUGCUCCUCGUCUGAUCAGCUUGGUGAAGAAUUCCUGUCAACUUUAACGUGGCUGGGGUUAAAGAGGUAUCUACAGUCUAUCUGAAAAGAUUUAUUCACUUUUUCUAUAUCUCCUUUAUGCUUACACGGUUAAGUGCUUAUCUGAAAUGUUUCAUUUACUCAUUUUUCUGCAUAUGUAUUUGUUUCUUUUGAAUAUUAUGUAUUUUAUUUUUAGGGGAAAGAAAUUUGGUUGCGAGUCUUUUGUUAAGACUCGAGUGGGGGACUGGUGUAACCAAAAUUUUGACUUCUGUCAUGUGUACAUUUGCUACGUGCUUAAAAGUACAGGACAGUCUGUUCUGAUGGCCUCAGCUGAACUUAAGACUUUAGAAGACUUCUGUAUUAAUAUAGAAAUAGAAAAACAAAAAGAUGUAGAUUUCCAUCUAGUCUCACAGAACGUAUAUGUUUUGCGCUUAUGACGCUGUUUGUCUGAGUUUUGGCUUCACAAGUCUGUAUUUUGAGUUAUUUUUGAUCCUUGUGGGUUUUUGAUAAGGGAGACAAUACAGCCAAUCUCCCGAGGUCUUUGCAACCCUGCAUAUAGCUGAGCAACACCCAAAGGCAGCAGCUAUCUGUUGAUCUUCUAAAAUGUGGAAGUGAAACUGGACUGCAAGACUCAUCUGGUAUCUUUAUAUGGACCAGAGGCAUAUGACCAAUGUCUUUCUAUCUAUUUGAGACAUGACUUCAUUUCUGGAUCACGAGACUCUUUGCUUGAAGGGACUACAUAAAGAGGUGCAAACCCCUCCUUCCUCAGCACAGACUGAGUUCAGCCUAGACCCUUCUAGCUGGACUUAGCCUUUUCUCACCUUCUUCUUUAUCUUGAUUCCGGGCUCACUUGAAUACUUCGAACUUCUCUCAGGUGGCGCUCCUCCCCCGUAAAUAGAAGAACUGCUGAAGCACCUCCAGCAGCAAAUUAUGGAGCACAUGGCCUUCCGGCAAGGGGAAACCGAACGUGAGUUCGCGGCACUCCGCAUUGCCACUGCCCAGCAAACUCUACUACCUCACCCCCAUGUCCAGGCGACGCAGUUGCUGCCGAAAAUGUCGGCGUAUGAUGACGCAGCACUGUAUCUCCAGAUAUUCGAAACCGUUGCUGCGCGGGAGGCUUUGCCCAAGGAGGAGUGGGCAUGGAUUGGGGCACCGAUCUUAACGGGAGAGGCGCAACGGGCCUACUUUGCACUGACACCGGAGCGAGAUGCUUCCUAUGAGGAGUAGAGGAAGGAGAUCCUGGGACGAGUAGUGCCCACCGAAGUACCCCGCUAUCCUGGACGACCUUGUCUGGCAGGCUACGCCAUGCACACGGAAAACAAGCCGCGGGUGGAAGUGAAAAUAAAUGGCCGCCGGUUCCUUGUCCUUCUGGACUCCGGCAGCGUGAUUAGCCUGGUCAAAACAUCUGUCCUGCCCCCGCGAGCUGAAACCAAGGUGAAGCUGCCCAUCACCUGUAUGCACGGUGACACCCGAGAAGUAUCGGUGCAACAGGUCCAGCAGCGAAACUACAACCAGGCGGCCCAACCACGGGAUUUCCAGCGAGGAGACCAUGUACUGGUUCUGGUCCCUAUGGCUGCCUGCAAAUCUUGGCCACCUGGCAGGGGCUGUACAGGUUGGGACGCGGUCGGACCUGGCCCCAGCUCUUGAACACCACGUCCGCAACCCCACUUGGGGACAUCAUCCGGGAGCAGCCUUAUCGUGUCCUGGAGGCUCGGCGACAAGCCAUCGAGGAAGAGGUACAGGAGAUGAUGAAGUAAAGGGUAAUCGAACCAUCAAGCAGCCCAUGGUCCAGCCCCAUCAUCAUGGUUCCAAAGCCCGACGGCACCUUCCACUUCUGUAACGACUUCCGCCGCCUUAAUUAAGUCUCCGAGUUCGACAGCUACCCGAUUCCCCUGGGCCAACGAGUUGGUGGACCGCUUGGGAAGGGCCCGGUUUAUUUUGACCCUCGACCUCGCCAAGGGCUACUGGCAGGUCCCCUUAACGGAACAGGCCAAACCGAAGACGGCCUUCUCAACCCCAAGUGGCCAUUGGCAGUACCGGGUCCUUCCCUUCGGCCUACAUGGGGCCCCAGCCACCUUCCAGCGACUGAUGGACGUGCUCCUGCGGCCACACCAAGCAUACACGGCUGACUACCUCAAUGAUGUCAUCAUCCACUUGGAGACUUGGGAAGACCAUCUGGAGCGGCUGCGCAAGGUACUGUUGAAACUAUGCCGGGCUGACCUGAUCGCCAACCCCCGGAAGUGUCACCUGGCCCUCGCCGAAGUGAAGUACCUGGGUUACCAGGUGGGUCGAGGCCUGAUAAGACUGCAAGAGAAGAAGGUGGCAGAUAUGCUCUCCGCACUGCGGCCUGCCUCCAAGACUCAGGUACGGGCCUUUUUGGUGUUGGUGGGUUACUACCUCUGCUAUAUCCCUAACUUUUCCUCCUUAGCUCCUCCCCUGACAGACCUGAACAGGAAGGGGCAACUGGAGAAGAUCCCUUGGACAGAUCAUUUUCCUUUCUACCACAGGGAUCAAGAUCUGAAGAACCUGGAGAUACAGAUGAUAACAGAGAACGCAGAGGCUCAGAUGAAGAUAUCUGCCCUGGAGCUGGGGGUACAAUGACAGCCAUGGUGUUAAGUCGUCUACUUCUUUGCCUCGCCACAAUAUAAUGAUCCUUAAUGGAGCUUAAUGAUCCUUUAUGGAACAAUAAACUAUGCAAAAGGUUUCAAGUCAUCAGAUCAUUUUCCUUUCUACCACAGGGAUCAAGAUCUGAAGAACCUGGAAAUACAGAUGAUAACAGAGAACGCAGUGGCUCAGAUCAAGAUAUCUGCCCUGGAGCUGGGGAUACAAUGACAGCCAUGGCGUUAAAAGUUUCUCACAGCAGAACAGAUUCAUCCGAAGAGGUUUCAGUAUCACACGUCUUUGUGCCUCUUACCUCAAUUUUUGGACAUAAAGGACAGGGAGUGGUCAGUGAAUGCAGUCCUGAGGACUUAGUGUCACUGAAGGCAAUGUUAGAAGGUAUUUCCUCAUGCUAAUAUUGAGUAAAGGCCAAAAAUGUAUCAUACUGUUGGGGAAUGUACAGUUAAAACCCAAGGACCAGAUAUGAUGAAUGAAGACCAGGAGUCAGAGAUGUGUUCAAUUAAGGAAAGAUUUACUGAAGAACAUGGUUUGCAGUUUCAUAAGCAGAAGUCAGCUUCAGUACUCUCGAUUGAGUUCGUAGGCCGCUCUGAAUACAAUUCAAAAUCAACAACAAUUAUACCCUGACAGAGGAGACUUAUUGCAUCAAUGCAUAAGUCAACAAAAUUCUGAUUGGUUUCUAAACCUAGAUAAACUUAGACAGUUUACAUAUAUGGACGUAAAUGAUUCAAACAUAUCUUCCGACAACUAUUUUGGUGAUAAGUGAUCCGAGGUCAGACACAAUACAUUUUUCCAGAGACAUAUAUCUGAUAUGCUGGACAUCGGCAGUUGAACAUUUGUCCUGGGACUGUCUGAGCUUCUCCCUGUACAGAGAGAUACUAACACACAUACACAGAGAACUUAUCAGAACUUCAAGGCUGCCUGGCCCUAGCUAGAAUUUUAUCAGUAUGGUUCAUUACACACACACUAUGAAGUCAUCAUCUUAGAGAGUAGAAGUACAGCAUAAAGCAGGAUUCUUUAAUAUCUCAUAAGCACACAAAAGGUUACACAUUUCACUCUUGCCAUAACUUGAUUAAUAGUCAAACAAAAAAUAAUGUAAUAAUAUAAUUAAUAUCAAUAUGUAGGAUAUAGCAACUCUGCAUCCACUCCUUCAGUCCCCCGUUUUAGACCAAUGUCUUUUCCUCAGGGUGUGAUCCCCUGGCAUAGUUGCAUCAAGUUGUGGACACUUGUCACAACAAGCCAUCAAGGAAUGCGUUUGCUGGUGAUCAGGUCUGAAGGAGCUCACAUUUUUGAGGCAGAUUGCUGUACUUACCUACAAUUCCCCUUUUAAUGAUGCUCUAGGCCUAUCAAGCAUCUGCUCAACUCCACUGCUAUCUCACAUAUCACACCUCCCUUCUGGGCAGGUGCCCAGUGGUGGUGACCAGUGCCCGGUUGCAUGAAACUCCUUAAGCUAAGAAAUCCCUUAGAUAUAAGGUUAAGGGUACCCUUAGUGAAACUUGGGUUGCAUGAAAAAACCCUAAGGGUUUCCUUAAGGAACUUGAGGCUGUUAUUAAGUUUUUCCCCUUAAUUAUCUAAGUGUUCCCUUAAGCGUUGCUACAAAGUCCUUAGUGACCAUUUCACCUUAAUAAAUUUAAGGGACCAAAACAGCUCCCUUAAGUCAACUUAAACACAAAAUACGAUGGCUGAUUUAGUGUUGUAACGGAUAUGCAGAUCAUCGAUUCAUGUGUUUAAUUCAGAUUUUCCAAAUGAAACCCUUUUUGCACUAAAUGCCUGGGCCUGGCGCCAGCCUGGCUGGACUUAAAUUAUUUACGAUACCCAUGCGAGCUUCAAAGGAGACCUGAAAACCCCCCCAAAUUCCUCAAACACACUGGAGACAAAGGAAACCUUUCGUAAAGUUCCUUACUUUUGUAAGUCCUUAUUAAUAUGUAUUUUUAAUGUUUGUGUAUUGCAUAAAAAUGGUUAAUCCUGGGUAAAUGGUUAUAAAGUGCUGACUUAUAAGUGGAAAUGUUCUCCUCAGCCUAACUCUUUCUCAAAUAGUCAUGUGUAUGUAACCCCCACCUUUGCAGGUCGUAAAACUUUACGACCACCCUGGACAACAGGAGAGGAGAGAAGCCAAAUCACUGGUUUCUUCUCCCCAAUGCAUUCUAUGGAAUGUAUUCAUUACCUUUUUGUUUUUAUGUUUUAUAAAUGUAUUACGUAUUCCUUUUUGGUACAUUAGAUGUUUCCCAUAUAAAUUGGGACUAUCGGGGUUUUAGCAGUGUGUGUUAAUCUUUAAUGUGUGUAAUUCUGCAUUUAAAGGUACCUUCGUGUUUCUAUCUGUUGUACUGUUUGGUGUUCUUCGAAUCGUCAUGUUGUGACCGACCCAUUUAUCUAGAGCAAAGUAAUGAAAAAUGUAUUUUAAUCUGGAAUUACGAACUUGCUAGAAUAAUCCCUGGAAAUUGGACAAGCCCUAGAUCACCAGGGGGUUGUCUCCACAGAGACAAAGGAACUUUUCCCUCCGCUUCAGAUCGCGGACGUUCAUUGGCUGUUCCCUCGAAAAAGGGGCGUGAACCAUUUCAAGCUAUAAGAAUCGACCGAACAAGGUCCGCCCUCUCUUCCUCUCUUCUUCUCGUUCUUGGUCCUCGGACACGCUGCUCUCCUGUGCGACCCUCUGCGCGGCCUCAUUUCAGCCCCCCCCUCAGCACGGGGGCUGAGAGAAAAAGCCAUUUUAAUGGCUCCUUUGGAAGCUUUCGUUUUUGUUGUUUCUUUUCUUUACUAAGUUUAUUCGACUAUUCGCCUCUCCACACAAGGAAGAAGAAUUCUGGAACAUUGUUUGUUGAACCUUUCAAAUACCGCGCGAGGACAGAACAAAGGACCACGUGCUCCACGCUCACGCCAAGAUCCAGCGCAGCGUGCACGCGCGUCACAUGGCCUCCGGCACACGCCCGCUGUUUUCAAAAGGACAAGCGCGCAAAGCUCACACGCGCGACGCCGAUCUCACGCCACGCACACUGGGCCAUGCAAGUAUCUUUCUCUAUGGAGAUUUAAAUGCUGCUUUAAAGUGUUGCUAUGAUCAGAUUGUUGUUGGCUUCCAAAAGUUACUGACUGUGAUUUCCAUACCUGAGCUCCUUAUGCGAUCUCAUUCUAUUUUCUCUCUCUCGCUCUCUCUCUCUCGCUUUCUCUCUCUCUCUCUCUCUCUCUCUCUCUCUCUCUCUUUUAUUUGGAUUCCAUUAUGUCUUGUAUAAAGCUUACUGUUUGUAGUGUCGUACGCAUAUUUACUCUGUGUGAUGUGUAGUUUGAUGUAUUACUAGUUGAUUUGUUAAAAACCCAUAUACUGACAAUUGGCUUGGACUCCACCCCACUUACAUUACGAGUCACUGAGAUGUCUGAUCUUUAGCUACAAGCUUUAAAUUUAGAAACUAAAUUUAUCAUAAGGAUAGGAUAAUGUUUUCAUGGCCAGAGAAUAUUUUUCCUUGAAUUAUAAGGCGUGAUAACUUUAUUGAAAAUUGAUAGGUCAACAGUGGUUUGCUGGACAAACCACUCUUUGAUUUGCAGUAAUUUACAGUAAGAGAUAUCACAAUAAUUGGUAUGAAGAAUGGAAUAUUGACAUAUUAAUGAGUAAGUUACAGUGCCCUGUGAUUAUUUAUUGGUAUAGGCAAUUGAGCUAUUUUUCAUAAUCAAUCAAAUUUAAUGUAACUGUCAUCUGAGAUAUAAAUUAAUCAUAUUCCUGAUUAAUUAAUCAAAUUCCCUAUAUAUCAUUUGAGUUAAUUAUUCUGUAAGACUCAUUGUUGUUACAGUGUUAAUUGAAGAGGAGGAUAUACCAAGGCGUGUAUUUAAUGAUCGUAAUAAUCCCUUGGAGACGAUGAAUGGUUGAUGAAAGGAUGAAAAUAUUAUUAUUAUUAUUAUUAUAACCACUUGCGAAAACAAUAAUUGCCUUUUCGUCCUCUUUCCAGUUUGGUUUAUGUUUUUUUUUUCUGUUAUGUUUGUACUCUCCAUAUCAAAAAUAUAUUAGUACAAUUGUGAUUUUAGUAAGGGUUUGGCUUUGUGGUUCGUUAUGUUCUGUUUACUGUUAGAGGUAGUAACUAUAGCAACCGUGGCGAUCUUUGCCGUAUGUUGUCAGAAACUACUGUGAAACGCUUAGUAUAAAUAGGUAAGGGUGACAGUUAAGAGGUUUCUUGCAACACUCUUAAUGAAAUCCCUUACCUCAGGGAUUUUUUCUCCCUCAGGGAAACCUCACUUAAGGAAUUUCAUGCAACCGGGCACAGGGUUCUAAAUUAACACCCGCCAACCCAGUUUGGCUGGUGAUGCAUGACAUGAGGCUCUGUUCUCGGUCAUCCCCCUGGCAGCACUUCCUACAUUUCCCAUGAACACUGUGCUGUAAUGCUACGUGAUGACGUUUCAUAUGCCCAUUGGCUGCACGCAGUUUGCAGUGAAACCAGCGCGAAAAAAACAUGGAAAGGAAUAGGAGCGUCCAUCAGAAAACACAAGGAAGAAAAACGAAUGGAGCCAGAGAAUGGAGCAUAGACUGAAAGAGGAGGGAGUUAGCUAUUAAAGAAAAAAAUUAAGAUUAAACUAAAUGCGGCGGUGAUUGGGACAGAUUUCUGGGGGCGAAAAGAGGAACGAAGCAGGGGAUGAGGAUAUUACGGAGCCCUGCACGUCACCUGUAGGAGAAAAAAAAUCAAUCCGUGACGACGGUUUUGCAAUCCGUCCCCUCAGUUUAUAAACCGUACUCACGAAAUCAUAAACUGUUCCCUCGGUUUAACAAAUCGUACCCACGGAUUAACAAACCGUGCCGACGAAUUCCCAAUCCGUGCGCUCAGAUUUUGUAAACCCUACCCUCGGUUUUUGAAUCCGUACCCACGAAUUCAUAUUAAUCCGUGCGCACGCUUUCGCAAUCCGUUCCCUCGGAUUUGUAAACUGACGCGCAUUUGUAGCUCCGCCCCCACCGGCAGAUUCAUUUCUGUUUAUUAAACAUUAUUUUUCAUAGUAUCCAAUGAGUCUUUGAGAGUUUAUUUUACAUUAAUCACCAAUAGGAUAAGACACAGCCGCCUGUGUUUUAUGGCCAAAAAAAUAAACGCUAAAAAGAAGAAGAAAAUAAGGGUAAAAACAAAACAAAUAAUAUUCCGGUUAUGUUUUCAUUCCUUUUCUCUCUAACUUAAUGCAAUGUUAUUUUUGGCCUCAUUAUUUAAUAAUAACAUUAACAGUGAAACUUGCAUCUAACUCAGGCAGGUGGGGUGGAUGGAGCUUAGUAUAAUAAAAUCACAAAAAUAAGUCUUCAUGCAUAUUAAGAAAGAAUUGUACACAAGCAUUUACAAAACUGUCAAAGUUUAUUUAAAAAUAAAGCAAUUCAUGAAUUAUUUUCUUGUACUCAUUUAUUUAGCCUACAAAUUAAAAUUAUAAAAAUAACUUUAUUUUUAUCAAUAAUAUAUAUUAUUAUACAGGUUAUGCAUAAGAAUCUUUUAUCCAAAACAAUUUACAACCGAGGAAAAAAUUACUCCAGAGUUAGUCACAAUGGCAGGUUUAUUGUACAAUAAUAAUCAAGUGCUAUUAUAAGAUUAUUCUUUUAUUAUUAUUAAACCUAUUCCACAUAAUAAUAUUCAAUAAAACUGUGUGUUAACUGGAGCUUGCUGCAUGAAUCCGUGAGUACGGUUUACAGAUCCGUGGGAACGGAUUGCGAAAGCAUGCGCAUGGAUUAUGAAUUUGUGGGUACGGAUUCAAAAACCGAGUGUACGGUUUACAAAAUCUGUGCGCACGGAUUGGAAAUUCGUGGGCACGAUUUGUUAAACCCAGGGAACAGUUUAUAAAUUUGUGAGUACGGUUUAUAAACUGAGGGGAUGGAUUGCAAAACCGUCGCCACGGAUUGAUUUUUUUUUCUCCUACAGGAGACGUGCGGGGCUCUAUGAUAUCGACAGAGAAACAAAGAAAAUAAAAUGUAAUACCAAAUGGCUGACGGGUCAUGAAUGGCUUGUGUUUGAUCACAAGAAUGUCGUAAUGCUUUGUCAGGAUUGCCGCAUGUAAGUUACGCGAAAGAAAAAAAACAAAACAAGCAAUUUCGUGGUGGGAACUAAUAAUUUUAAAUUUGAGUAAGUGUAUAUUUUGUUGUAUGCAUUGUACUUUAUAUGUGUUUUUCUUGCCAACAAUGUUAAUAAAAUGGUCAAAUUCAUUCAGUGGCACUCAUCAUUUGUUAUUUUUACCGAAAAAAAAAAUGGCUAGUGGAAAUUCUGAUUGGCUGGUAACUUUAGAAAGUUACCAGCCACAUUGGCUGGUGAUCAAAAAAGUUAAUUUAGAACCCUGGUGGUGACCCCCUUCCUGAGGUUGUCCCCUACUAGCCAAAAGAGUAUCUUACCUGUCAUUGAGAAAUUACCUCAUGCACAAUGGUAACUGCUCUUUCCCGUUGCAACAUCCUCAACAGUUUUCUUCCAGAAUCCAGUAUUUCCUGCAGCUUAGGAAAGGUGCACUCAAGAACCAUGAGAGCAACUGAUACCACCUACUUGUGUUAAAACAUUGAAACAGGUUAAUCAAACUAAUAUUUAAUCACUACAAUCAGUUGGAUAUCUUCAAACUAUCAUGCUGAAUUUAUUCAGUGAAUUUAUAUUUCACACCAAUUCAUUCAGUGUAUUUUUCUGUUGCCUCUGUAGCUGCAGCCAUCAAUAUUAAUAGAACACAAAAGUCCCUAGAUAUACAAGCUCAAUAUUUUACUUGUUUUUGUGUUCCAAAAUGUGUCAGAGUUCAAAAACACAGCGCAAGUAUAGGAUUUACACUCUAGGCUCUCUGGAGUAUUAGCAUUAGCAUCUGCUGUAAAGGUGGCGCAGUAGUUUGAAACUAAAAUAAAUUGAAACUGUUGACCUCAUAGACAGUAAAAGAAAUGGACACAGCGACCCCAUUGGAACUCAAUUGAGACAAAUGAAGCCCAGUUUUAGCGUUUUUUAGCACUUCCGUUUCUGACGCGCAGACUCAAAUGAAGCUUGACGACGUCAGCAACCUGUCUGACAGAUGUAAAUCUUCUAAGUAGCUGUGCGUGCAAACUGCCAUCGUUAAUCUUGCAGAGACGGCGAGCUUGAGCGGGGAGUUCUUUGGCGUGAGUGAGCAGGAGUAAGUAUUCUGAUUAAUUAUUUUGUAUAGUAUUUUAAAAUGUAACGCCAGUACGCCAUAUUAAGUCAAUUGCCUGCGAGCUUCUCCUCCUGUCUGUACGGUAAUGCGACAGAGAGUCGAGUGGUGAUGACGCAAUCGUUAGCCUAUUUUUUACAAAAACUGUUUAUACGGGGCCAUAAUGUAACAUAGAAGGUAAUGGAGCCCUUUAUAUAUUGUCGUGUAUCUUUAGAAAUAAAUAAUGGACAAACAGAGCCUUUAAACGCCUCAGAUGUAAAGUUAUUCGCUGUCAAAGUGACGCCAAAAUGAAUGGGAGUCAAUGGGAAUGCUAACGCAAGUGAAGUUCUGCUAAAAGAUGGCAGCCCCCACCUGACUUCAACUUCCGGUCGAGUUCCUUGCCCCUUGGUUGACCUGUGUAUAGCUAGCUACCAGAAUACGGUUUAAAAGCACAGCCGUUUGUAGGUGACUCUAUUGCCCUCUUGUGUAUCGGGGAAAUAUUUCUGCCAAUGCAACUGAAGAACACACGUUUUGUAGGGAACGUAUUAGCCAUGCGUUCAUGUGUAUCUUUCAACUUGGUUUUUAUGUUUUAGCUCCAGAAAGCAAAAGGUGAGCAGAAAUGAGCUUGAGAAGGAGAGAGACCAAGCCUUACAGAAACUGCAUGAUCUUGAACCUCCCCAGCAGUCUUGCUGGUCCAGCCAAAGUGAUAUCUCCUCAACCAAACUUACAACAGGACAAAUUUCCCCUGGGCUGCUAUGAUGGAACAUUCCUUGUGAGGCAGAUUGAUGUUUGUGACUCAGAUUUGGAAGACACGGAAGGGUCCAUUUGAGGAGGAGAGGGGAGCCAGCUUCUGGAGUGAUCAUUAUCCACUGUGAAAAUCCAUACUGCACUGACUUAAUAAACUUUAAUAAAUGCACCUUAAUCACCAUUUAUUAUGAAUUAUACAGUACGACUAAGAUUUUAAAAAUGAAACAAAUUUUCAUAAGCAUGUUGCCAAAUUUUCAGAUAUUAUUUAAAGAUGUUCAUGUUCCAAAACAGUCAAAAUGUCUUCUUACAUAGAAUACACAAUGGCAGUAUAAUAAAGGUCAUUAAUAUUUGAUUGAUUUGA
Messenger RNA from Carassius gibelio (silver crucian carp), 13718 nucleotides. RefSeq lists its product as uncharacterized. Gene Ontology annotation, molecular function: nucleic acid binding; RNA-DNA hybrid ribonuclease activity. The record is from RefSeq and is a predicted model, not a curated record. The transcript has 3 exons. NCBI's taxonomy places the organism in Eukaryota, Metazoa, Chordata, Actinopteri, Cypriniformes, Cyprinidae. Bases 212 to 1189 code for a protein of 325 amino acids.